This is a messenger RNA of Oppia nitens, 801 nucleotides long. Its product is annotated as GTP cyclohydrolase 1-like. Gene Ontology annotation, cellular component: cytoplasm. NCBI's taxonomy places the organism in Eukaryota, Metazoa, Arthropoda, Arachnida, Sarcoptiformes, Oppiidae. Gene Ontology annotation, biological process: tetrahydrobiopterin biosynthetic process; tetrahydrofolate biosynthetic process. The coding region runs from base 67 to 801 and encodes 244 amino acids. The record is from RefSeq and is a predicted model, not a curated record. Gene Ontology annotation, molecular function: GTP binding; GTP cyclohydrolase I activity; zinc ion binding. The transcript has 4 exons.
AUUUAAUUUAUCAUAAUUUACUUACCAAUACAAUAAUCGACUAUUACAGCAGAAUUGACAUUAAAUAUGACAAAAUUUUUGGAUAACAACGUUAAUGGCAAUGAAAAUUGCAAACAAAACGUUUAUGAUAUCAACAAUAAUGGCAUCGGUGGUGAUGUCCAACAAGUUAAUGGAGUUCCUAGCAAAUCGGUUACCAAUGAACAGGUCGUAUCUAAAAUUAACGGUGCAAACGGACUGAACGAUAAAGAGGCACAAUUGGCCCGAUUGUCUCAAAUAUAUAGAGAUCUAUUGGAAACUAUUGGCGAAAAUCCUGACAGACAGGGCUUACUUAAGACACCGGAGAGGGCGGCAAAAGCAAUGUUGUAUUUCACGAGUGGAUAUCAGUUCAAUCUGAAUGAUAUUUUGAAUGAAGCGGUCUUUGAUGAGGACACGGAUGAAAUGGUUAUCGUUAAAGAUAUUGAAAUGUUUUCAUAUUGUGAACACCAUUUGGUACCCAUCUAUGGAAAGGUAUCUAUAGGCUAUCUGCCCAACAAUAAGGUACUGGGAUUAAGCAAAUUGGCCAGAAUUGUGGAAAUGUAUGCGAGAAGACUGCAAGUUCAGGAAAGACUAACUAAACAAAUAGCCGAAGCAUUGGUAGAAGCCAUUAAUCCGGCCGGAGUUGGUGUUGUGGUUGAAGCCGCCCACAUGUGUAUGAGUAGUCGUGGGGUACAGAAAAUCAAUAGCAAAACAAUAACCAGUUGUAUGAUCGGAGAGUUCAGAGAUAAUCCCAAAACUCGAGAGGAGUUUCUGUCACUUAUAUAA